Molecule: messenger RNA, 590 nt
Organism: Penaeus indicus
Lineage: Eukaryota; Metazoa; Arthropoda; Malacostraca; Decapoda; Penaeidae
Exons: 3
Coding region: 246-590 (114 amino acids)
Source: RefSeq, a predicted model, not a curated record
AGAGAGAGAGAGAGAAAGGAAAAAGGAGAGAGAAAGAAGAAAGAUAGAGAGGAAGAAAGAAAGAAAGAAGAAGAGAGAGAGAAAGAAGUAAGGAAAGAAAGAAAGAAAGAAACAAACAAACAAAGAAGGAAAGAAAAAAGAAAAACAAAAAUCCAGGAAACGCAGACGUCUCAAAGUGCAACCGACUAAAGAAACACCUACGAUUACGUUACCGCCUUCUGCAGGUGGACGAUCUCGAGGGUCAGAUGAAGAAAGUUAUGGCGGGUGGUUACUCCUUCGUCAGCACCAAGCUCUACAGCCGCUCCGUCAUCGCCUCCCAGUACACAGACAGCCGGGGUUACACGCCUUUCUACACCGGGACGCGAGAGUAUCAUCACCCGCCGGGAAACAGCUGGGGCGUCAGGCGGGGAGGUCCAUUCCGCGAUUACCUUAGCACAAAGAAACUCCAGCUGAUUGAGGCGGGGAUGAUCGACUACUGGCUCGAUGACGUCAUCAGGACCAACGUGAGGGAGACGAGGGCGAAGGGGACGCAGCAGAGGAUCUCCGCGCAGGACCAGAUGUCCCUGCAUUACUUUCAUAGUGCCAGAUAG